GGUCUGUGUCAAAAGUUACCCACUUUUGAAAUACAUUCCCCUAAAAGGAGUGUAGCGUAUGCUGGCAAUUCACUCUUUUGAGACAUGCUCAAAAAUGCUUUCUAUGGUCCCCAAAAAACGUGGUCUAGUUUUGCAGCACACUGGGGCACAUACUCGAAAUGCUGUACUGACAUAUCACUAGGUUUUAAACCGUAACACCCAGAUAUGCUGUCUACGUAGACAGCUGGCUAUGAUUUGAGACGGCGCCGCUGUUUAUAGGGUCAUCGUGUGUUGUUCACGCUGGGAUCCACUCCAUCCACAUUCAGCGCACAUCGAUCCUUCCUCUCUCUCUCCUUCAUCAUCGAUACAGAUGAUUAAACAGACGCCUCUGUUUGUUUGCUGUUGUGUUGCGAUAUUGUGCAUGCGGCGUCAGAACUAGAUUUGUAUCGUGCUUUACGAGAACAUCGGAAGAACGCUCUUAACGUGAUGUUCCAAAUGUUUGGAGUGGAUUUGGUUGCUUCUGAAUCGCAUUAACGGAGUUACAAGCUUUAAGACGCCCGCGGACAAAGCGACAUUUCUGGGCAUGAUGUCCACAUGCCUCUGUGUCCUGGAGCGCAUCCUGUUGUGUUGAGGAUAGACAUCUGCAAUGAAGGAGUUCUCCAAACAAACAUGUAAACCAAACACGCGGAUCUUAUUUCUUUCCCAUGGUUUCGGAUGCACAUAUUAGCAAUGCAUUUAAAACAUUGAAGAUUUCAAUGCAAAACAUGGAGAUAAGAAAAUGGUUUGUUUCUUGGUUACAGUGCCAUGAUUUUCUUUGACUGGGCUGUGUAAUGCUUCCUUCAUCAGAUCAGAGAUGUUUCUUCAAGAUCCAGCUGUCUCGUCAGUUCCUUGAGGACGUUUAAUUCUGAUUCACUUGUGUUGCUUUAAAGUUGUGUUUUAUUGCUGGUGGGUAGAUGACAGGCAACAUGCAUCUCGGAGUAGAGGAGCCCAUCCGAGAGUGCCAGUACAAUCAGAUCUGCACACACAACUCCUCACCCAUGGACACGCCACACACCAAGAAGAAGAAGAUCAAAAGGAAAUGGCAGGUUUUUCCUGGCCGAAAUAAGUUUUACUGCAACGGCAGGAUCAUGAUGGCAAAGCAGACCGGGGUCUUCUAUCUUACAACGGUUCUCAUUUUGGUGACCAGUGGCCUCUUCUUUGCCUUUGACUGCCCAUUCCUGGCAUCAAACCUGACCCCUGCUAUUCCGGCCGUCGGAGGAGUGCUGUUCGUCUUCGUGAUGGGAAUGCUGCUCCGGGCGAGCUUCAGCGACCCGGGCGUCCUGCCCAGGGCCACACCAGAGGAAGCAGCCGACACUGAGAGGCAGAUAGAUGCAACCAACGGCCCGAGCGGCCCAGGGUACAGGCCACCCCCCCGGACCAGAGAGGUGGUCAUUAAUGGUCAAACAGUCAAACUAAAAUACUGUUUCACCUGCAAGAUCUUCCGCCCACCGCGGGCUUCGCACUGCAGCCUGUGUGACAACUGCGUGGAGAGAUUUGAUCAUCACUGCCCGUGGGUGGGCAACUGUGUGGGGAGGAGGAACUAUCGCUUCUUCUACCUCUUCAUCCUCUCACUCUCCUUCCUCACCAUCUUCAUCUUCGCCUUCGUCAUCACGCACGUAAUACUGAGAUCCAACAGGACUGGCUUUCUUAGUGCUCUCAAAGACAGCCCAGCCAGUGUUCUGGAAGUGGUGGUGUGCUUUUUCUCCGUCUGGUCCAUCGUGGGACUGUCAGGAUUCCAUACCUACCUGAUCAGCUCCAAUCAGACCACCAAUGAAGACAUCAAAGGUUCAUGGUCAUCCAAACGAGGCAAAGGCAACUUCAACCCCUACAGCUACGGAAACUUCCUCACCAACUGCUGCGCUGCACUGUGUGGACCUCUGCCGCCGAGUUUGAUUGACAGAAGAGGUUUUGUCCAGCCAGACACUCCGCAGCCUGCGGCCCAGACAAACGGCACCGGCGCCUGCCCCUCCAAUCAAGUCCAGAAUCACAUGUGUGCUCAAGACCAGUGCAUUCAGAGCACCAAAUUCGUUUUGCAGGCCGCCACCAACCCGCUGCUCCACAGUCAGCCCAUCAUUCUGGGCGGAGGUGCGCCCCUCCAGGCCAAGACCUCUCUGGGUGGGCCGUGCUCCACUCUGGGCCCCUCUCAGGCCUCGCUGCCCUCCUCUAUCCCUGGCCUCAGCUGCGGGGGAGAGCUGAUGGCCCUGCGAGACUCUGAGAUCCACUGUCACCAUCACCUACACCAUCAACACUUCAUCAGUCCGGAGGAGACGCCCUCCCCGCCUGCAGCCCUGCCCUGCGCCACCCACCUGGGUCACAACGUUCACCCGGCGCAGGUCUUCAACCCCGCCAGCCAGGACUCGCUCCAUGAAGACUCUGUGCGGGGUUUGGUGAAGCUGAGCUCGGUGUGAGCUGUUUUUAGUGCCGUUCUGCUGAACUGGACCAGAAGCCAUACGGUACUUUACACACACAUAACAGCGUCCUCCUGGAUGUAAUGGAGGCAGCCGCCCCGAACAGUUUCUGGAGUACCAAGUGAGGACCAAAGCUAGUCUUCCAGCUCUGUUAUUACCCAAGCUGUAUAUUUUUUUUCUUUUAUGGAAGCUUGUUUCCACUACGGAUUAACAAUAUUUAAAAAAGGUAACUGCGACUGAUUCUGACUUUUUUGUUGCAACUGUGACUUUGUAUCUCACAAUUUGGAUUUUUUUCUCAGAAUUGCUUGUUUAUGUUUUGCAAUUGUGAGAAUAGAUCUCACAAUUCUGACUUUUUCCCCCCUCAGAAUUCUGCAUGUGCAUGUGGUCGGGUCAGGCCGGGUGAAAAAAACUGUAAAGAUGUCAACUCAGAAUUCAGUGAAAGAAAAAAAGAAAAGGUCAGAAAUGUGAGAAACAAACUCAAAAUUGUAAGUUUGUAACUCCAUUCUAUGGAGAAAAACCUGAACUAUGGAGUAUAGUAAAUAGAAUUAGAGUAUAUAGAAUUGUGAAAUACUAAAUCAGAAUUCUGAGAAAAAUGGUCAGAUUUGUGAGAUACAAAUCACAACUGCAAAAGUCAAGAUUCAAGAUACAAACUCAGAAUUCUGAGGAAAAAACCUAGAAUUGUAAGAUUUAAACUAGUAAUUCUAGAAGAAAAAAAUCUAAAUUGUGAGAUGUAAGCUCAGAAUUGCAAGUUUAUAACUAACAAUUCUUAGAAAAAAUUCAGAAUUAUGAAAAAAAAAGGUCAGAUUUAUGAGAUAAUCUCACAAUUCUAAAAAAAAAAAAAAAAAAAACCUUUAGAAGUGUCA
This is a messenger RNA of Carassius auratus (goldfish), 3289 nucleotides long. RefSeq names its product probable palmitoyltransferase ZDHHC14. The record is from RefSeq and is a predicted model, not a curated record. Gene Ontology annotation, cellular component: Golgi apparatus; endoplasmic reticulum. Gene Ontology annotation, biological process: protein targeting to membrane; peptidyl-L-cysteine S-palmitoylation. The transcript has 9 exons. Gene Ontology annotation, molecular function: protein-cysteine S-palmitoyltransferase activity. NCBI's taxonomy places the organism in Eukaryota, Metazoa, Chordata, Actinopteri, Cypriniformes, Cyprinidae. Bases 933 to 2426 code for a protein of 497 amino acids.